UAUUACUUAGAUUUAUUAAUUUAUCUUAAUUAAAUGUUUUCUUCUUUUCAUAUUUUUUUUCGGUCAAAUUAAUCUUAUCACUUUUUCACUAAAAAACUUAUUUUAAUAAACAAACUGUGUUGUUAUGUGUAAAAUCAUAAAAAUCUGCUUCGCGAUUGUAUCGUUUAAAAUAUAAAUCUUCGCUAAGCAAAGAUUUUUUCUCUCGCAUGUCAUCACACUUAAUCGUAUCAUUUUUCCCCACUUUUGUUAACCAGUUCAUUUAUAUACAUAUACAGUAGGUUCAUUAUUCAGACAGAGUUUGGUCAAAGAAUUUAAAGAGUAAUAUAAUCAAAUUAAUAUAAUAAUUGAUUAUACAUUUAUAAUACAAAAUAUAAGAAAUUAUGGCAACUGCAAAUUUUAAAGAUAUUUCACCAUAUAAAAUGAAACAAUUUCCACCGGCUCAGGAUUAUCUUUAUAAAGAUUUUUUAGAGCAUCUACAAUUAAAAACCGUUCAUCAUCCUCGAAUAAAAGUUGCUCUAUUUGGUGUUGGACGUGCCGGUACCAUACAUUUAGCUAACAUUGUAGAUAAUCCACGUCUUAAGCUGCUCUACAUCAUAGACGAUGUCGAAUCUAACUGGACGAAACUUAAAAGAUAUUGGCAACUCGAUGAUGUUACUUUUCUGAGUAGUAAAGAAGCAAACAAAGUGUUCAAUGAUCCUAAUAUUGAUGCAGUUAUUGUUGCUUCGCCUACGUACACACAUGAGACGAUUGUAACAAAAUCGUUGGAAGCGAAAAAGGCGGUUUUCUGCGAGAAACCGAUAGCCGAAAACAGUCCCAACACAUUAACAUGUUAUGAAACUGCCAAAAAAGUCGGCAAACCACUGUUUUGUGCUUUCAACAGGCGAUUUGAUCCUAGUUACUCUACUGUCAGAGACAGAGUCAGAAGUGGAGAGGUUGGACAUGUUCAUGUUAUUAAAACAGUCUCCCGUGAUUCUCCUCUUCCUAGUAUAGACUAUUUAAAAAUAUCUGGAGGAAUAUUCCAUGAUUGUAUGGUCCAUGAUAUUGAUAUUAUUACUUGGGUUCUUGGAGAAUAUCCUGUCAAGGUCGCCACUCAAGCAUAUGCACAUAUUCCAGAAAUAAAAGCAAUCAAUGAUUAUGAUACAGUAGUAGUAACAUUACAUUUCCCAUCAGGUACUUUGGGAGUAAUCGAUUUGUCACGAAAUAGCCCUUAUGGUUACGAUCAACGUCUCGAAGUAUUUGGUCCUAAGGGUAUGAUAUCUGCAGUUAAUGAACAACCAAUACACUGUGUUACCAGUCAUAAUGGUAUCCAAGGAGUAAACAGUCCACCAAUAUGGUAUUCAUUUCCCAGUAGAUUCAGAAAUGCUUAUCAAGCAGAAUUGAAUCACUUCAUUGAUAUAGUGCUUGGUAAAGAUGAGUCGUCUGUCUUGCCAAAACAAACUUUAGCUGUAUCUAAAGUUGCAUCUGCCUGCGAAGAAUCCGCACGUACUGGUAAAAUGGUAGAAAUAAAGUGGGCACCCAACGAAUUACCAUAAAGAAUAUGAUUGUCCAGCGAAUUUUAAUAAUUCAAAUAUCAUUCCGUUUUCUUGUAUCUUAUAAUAUCGUGAUACAUUUAUAUUAUUUGUUUUUUUAAUCCUUUAAGUCCCAAUGUUAUAUCUAUGCAACUCUCAUUUCAAAAAUUUGUCAAAUUCAAAUCUAGCUUUGAUAAAUUUAUGAAUUCAUAUUUAGUUUUUUUUUUAAUAGUUUUUUUAUUUACAAUUUCAAAAAAUAUAUUUUUUUUAAUAAAAAAUA
Messenger RNA from Apis laboriosa (Himalayan honeybee), 1788 nucleotides. RefSeq names its product myo-inositol 2-dehydrogenase-like. Gene Ontology annotation, cellular component: cytoplasm. NCBI's taxonomy places the organism in Eukaryota, Metazoa, Arthropoda, Insecta, Hymenoptera, Apidae. Gene Ontology annotation, molecular function: nucleotide binding; oxidoreductase activity. Gene Ontology annotation, biological process: NADPH regeneration. The record is from RefSeq and is a predicted model, not a curated record. The transcript is spliced from 4 exons. Bases 381 to 1532 code for a protein of 383 amino acids.